AUGGCGAACGGAAUCUUCAAUUCCACCUAUUAUGGCAAGGACUACACGCCCGGCGCCGCUCUGUUGCGCGCCCGCCGCCCAUAUUUGAUUAAGAACGCUGUCACCGGCCUCGGCCUCGUCGCAUUCACCCUCAGUGUCUAUGCCUACACUAUCCGUGCUGUCGGCCAAGAUGACUUUUCCGAUGUCAAGGUCCCCGAGGCCCCAAAGACGCCCGAGCAGAAAUAA
This is a messenger RNA of Penicillium chermesinum, 225 nucleotides long. RefSeq lists its product as uncharacterized. The record is from RefSeq and is a predicted model, not a curated record. The coding region runs from base 1 to 225 and encodes 74 amino acids. Gene Ontology annotation, biological process: mitochondrial respiratory chain complex IV assembly. Gene Ontology annotation, cellular component: mitochondrial inner membrane. The transcript is spliced from 3 exons. NCBI's taxonomy places the organism in Eukaryota, Fungi, Ascomycota, Eurotiomycetes, Eurotiales, Aspergillaceae.